Colletotrichum truncatum is the source of this 4395-nucleotide messenger RNA. Its product is annotated as rsc complex subunit. NCBI's taxonomy places the organism in Eukaryota, Fungi, Ascomycota, Sordariomycetes, Glomerellales, Glomerellaceae. Gene Ontology annotation, molecular function: ATP-dependent chromatin remodeler activity; DNA binding; histone binding. Gene Ontology annotation, biological process: positive regulation of transcription by RNA polymerase II. The record is from RefSeq and is a predicted model, not a curated record. Gene Ontology annotation, cellular component: nucleus.
AUGGCUUCAGUCCAGGCAGCGCCUGCCGUCCAGCUUCCUGGCGCCGGCAUGGCGGCCACCACUCCUCAACAGGCUCAAGAGAUAUUCAAUAAAUUCAAACAGAUGAGAGAGAGUGGCGUCCCGAACACGGAUCCCGAAUACAUCAAGGCAGAGCAGUUUGUCCUGUCAUUCCAACAACAAGCCCGUAUGCGACAAAAACAACAGCAAUUCCUGCAACAGCAGCAACAGAUGCACCAGCAACGUCAAAUGCAGCAGGCUGGCCCGAACGGCGCUGUCAAUGGCGCUCAACAGCUACAGCAUCAGCAGCAGCAACAUCAACAGCAGCAGCAACAACAGCAACAGCAACAACAGCCGCAACAGCCUCAGUCGACACAACCCCCGUCAUCUGCGCUCGGCGCCUCCGCGCUGCCCGCUUCGAGCUCAAAUAAUGCCGCCGCCGCUGCCUCACCGUCAACAGCUGCUCCGUCCAGUGGCCCGAGCGCUGGUCAAUUCAACCCUCAGCAGCUGAGCCUGCUUCGUCAGCAGAUUCAUGCUUUCAAGUUGCUAACAAAGAAUUCCGGUGUGCCCUUGCCCAUGCAGCAGGCCAUCUUUGCUCAGCGUGAGCGUCGGAAAGCCAUCGCUGCUGAGGCUGCCGCCCAGGCCGCUUCAUCAACACCAGCGGCGCCUUCUCGCGACUCUGUUCAGCCUGGUCCCAAUGGUGCUGAUGCCAAGCCUGAAGUUCCUCCCGAGAUCCAGGGACCGACGUUCAAGAAUGUCAAAUCUCCCUACGGUGACCCUACGCUGGUUCGCAAGUCUAUCAGCCACUUUGAACAUACGCAACGCAAGAACCGCAAGCUCAUUCCCGGAUUGUUCCCUACCGGAGUUGACUUUGAGCAACUCAGAUACGAACGGGAACUGAUCAUCUUCAACCGUAUGAAGGAUCGCUAUGCUGAGCUGAAAGCCACCCCGGCGAACAUUGCUCACUGGGAUACCACCAAAGACAACGUCGAAGUCGACGACAGUGCCAAGGUGAAGUCCAUUAUCGAGAUGAAGAGUCUGGGCCUUUACGCCAAGCAACGCGCAUUGCGCGAUAAGAUUGGUCGUUCUAUGAUGUUCUACGACAACCUUGCCAUGACAACCAACCGGUCUGGCUACAGGCGCACGAAGAAGAUGACUGUCCGCGAGGCCAGAAUCACUGAGAAGCUUGAGAAGCAACAGCGCGACAUUCGGGAGAACCGUGAGAAGAAGAGACAUACCGACUUCCUGCAGGCCAUCACGCAACACAGAAACGAGAUCCAGCAGACCGCUUUCAACCAACGCAACAAAUCCACCAAGCUUAACAAGCUCAUGUUUGCUCAACACUACAACAUUGAGAAGGAAGAACAGAAGAGGAUUGAGCGUACUGCCAAGCAGCGUCUGCAAGCUCUUAAGGCCAACGAUGAAGAGGCGUAUCUCAAGCUGCUCGACGAAGCCAAGGAUACUCGUAUCACUCACCUUCUCAGACAGACCGAUGGCUUCUUGCGUCAACUUGCUGCUUCAGUUAAGUCCCAGCAGAGGAAGGCACAAGCAGAGCAAUUCGGUGAUGAGGACCUCCAAGAAGAGGAAGAGGAGCCGAGCGAGGUGGAUAGCGACGAUGAGGAGAGCGCACGGAAAAUCGACUACUACGCUGUUGCCCAUCGCAUCAAGGAAGAGGUCACUGAGCAGGCCAAUAUUCUUGUUGGUGGUACUCUCAAGGAGUACCAGAUCAAGGGUCUGCAAUGGAUGUUGUCACUCUACAACAACAACCUCAACGGUAUCCUUGCUGACGAGAUGGGUCUCGGCAAGACCAUCCAGACAAUCAGUUUGGUGACGUACCUCAUUGAGCGCAAGAAGCAGGAUGGACCCUACCUGGUUAUUGUGCCGCUGAGUACGCUGACCAACUGGACUCUGGAGUUCGAGAAGUGGGCACCGUCUGUCACCAAGAUCGUCUACAAGGGCCCUCCCUUGGCCAGAAAGCAGCAACAGGACAAGAUCCGUCAAGGACGCUUCCAGGUUCUGCUGACCACAUACGAGUACAUUAUCAAGGACCGCCCCAUUCUUAGCAAGAUCAAGUGGUUCCACAUGAUCAUUGACGAAGGUCAUCGUAUGAAGAACCAGAACUCCAAGUUGACCUCCACCAUCCAGCAGUACUACCACACCCGCUUCCGUCUAAUUCUUACGGGUACCCCGCUGCAGAACAACCUUACUGAACUUUGGGCUAUGCUCAACUUCACCCUCCCCACCAUUUUCAAGUCUGCAAAGACCUUUGACGAAUGGUUCAACACGCCUUUCGCCAACACUGGUGGUCAAGACAAGAUGGACCUUACGGAAGAAGAGCAGAUUCUCGUCAUUCGCCGUCUUCACAAGGUGUUGCGUCCGUUCUUGCUUCGUCGUUUGAAGAAGGACGUCGAAAAGGACCUCCCAGACAAGACAGAAAAGGUUAUCAAGUGCAAGUUCUCGGCUCUCCAAACCAAGCUCUACAAGCAGAUGGUCACCCACAACAAGAUUCUUGUCAGCGAUGGACAGGGCGGCAAGACGGGUGCUCGUGGCUUGAGCAACAUGAUUAUGCAGCUCCGAAAGCUUUGCAACCAUCCGUUUGUGUUUGACGAGGUCGAAAACCUGUUGAACCCCAUGAGCGUCAGCAACGACUUGCUGUGGAGAACGGCUGGUAAAUUUGAGCUUUUGGACCGGAUUCUGCCCAAGUACAAGGCAACCGGCCACCGUGUGCUCAUGUUCUUCCAGAUGACGGCCAUUAUGGACAUCAUGGAAGACUACCUCAGAUACCGCAACAUGAAGUAUCUUCGUCUGGAUGGUACGACCAAGUCAGACGAGCGUUCCGAUCUUUUGCGCGAGUUCAACGCUCCCAACUCUGAGUACUUUAUGUUCCUGCUCUCCACUCGUGCGGGUGGUUUGGGUUUGAACCUGCAGACUGCCGAUACCGUCAUCAUUUACGAUUCCGAUUGGAACCCCCAUCAGGAUCUGCAGGCUCAAGAUCGUGCGCAUCGUAUCGGUCAGAAGAACGAAGUGCGAAUCUUGCGUCUCAUCAGUUCCAACUCGGUCGAAGAGAAGAUUCUGGAGAGAGCCAGGUUCAAGCUUGACAUGGACGGCAAGGUCAUCCAAGCCGGUCGUUUCGACAACAAGUCUACCGAAACGGAUCGUGACGCCAUGCUGCGCACGCUGCUAGAAACCGCCGACAUGGCGGAAACGGGCGAACAGGACGAGAUGGAUGAUGAGGAGCUCAACCUGCUCCUGGCUCGCAGUGACGAUGAAGUUACCGUUUUCCAGAAGCUUGAUGAAGAGCGGAAGAAGGACCCAAUCUACGGCGACGGAUCCGGCUCCAAGGGCAAGCCUAGACUGAUGGCUGAAGACGAACUUCCGGACAUCUACCUCGGCGAUGGUAUCCCAGUGGAAGAGGAACAGGAGACCAGCUUGGGACGUGGAGCCCGUGAGCGUACCAAGGUUCGCUACGACGAUGGCCUCACUGAAGAGCAGUGGCUCAUGGCUGUUGAUGACGAUGACGACUCUCCGGAGGCCGCAGCUGCACGAAAGCAAGCCCGCAAAGACAAGCGAGAGACCAACAAGCUGAAGAAGGUGGCCAUCAUGAACGCUGCCGAGGCGUCGCCAGUACCCAGCCGUGCUAGCACGGAAGAGGUCGAGACUCCCAAGAAGAGAGGUCGCAAGCCCGGUAGCAAGAACCAGGAGAAGCGCAAGGCAGAGGAGGGCGAUGAGGAGCCGCCUGCCAAGAAGCGUCGCGGUCCGCAAGGCAGGCCAAAGGCAGUAUCGGUGUCGGCGGGGGCUGAAGCGCCGCGCGUAUCGCCUCAGCAGCGGCAAGUGCUGCAGACCAGCCUGCGUGCCUUGUACGACGGCAUGAUGAACCUCGAAGUCGAUGAACCUGAGCCGCCAGAGGAGGACGACGACGAGUCGGUGUCAGGCAAGCGGAUCAUCAUUGGACCCUUCCUGGUGCUGCCUCCCAAGCGCGAUUACGCCGACUACUACUUGAUCAUUCAAAAUCCCAUCUCGAUGAAGCAGAUCGAGGUCAAGAUCAAGAAGAACCAGUACCACAGCCUCAGCGACAUGCGCAAGGAUGUCGACUUGAUGUUCAACAACUGCCAGACCUACAACGAGGAGGCAUCGCUGCUUUACCAGGAUGCCCAGGUCCUUCAGAAAUUCUUCCAUGAAGAGCUCGAGAAGGAGCUCGAGAAGCAUCCCGAGUUGCGGGAGCUUGAAGGUGACGGAGGCAAGGAGGGUUCUGUAGCACCAAGCGCGAGCGCUAGCGUGAGCGCAGGAACCCCCCAGCCAACGACGUCUGGCACUCGAAUCAAGCUCAUCUCUUCGUCUUCCAACGGUGCCAAGGAAGCAAACGGAGGAAGCAACGAAGCUCAGAGCGAUGAAGAGUAG